CACUUCUUUAAAGAAUCCCCACAAAAUUUUAUCCCCAGUAAUGAGGGAUACAAACAAAAAGCCAUAAAAAUAACCCUGUUGUGUUGGUUAAAUUUUUCCCCCUUACUUCUUCUAAGCCUCAGACAACCCCAAGCUGUGCGCUACAAUGGACUUCUCAGACUAGUGAACUCUUCAACAACAACAAACCCGUGCGUUCACAGUUCUCGCCCCUUACCUCGCUACCUAACUAAAACAUUGAGGUGAUUUUCACGUGGGAUUUUAGUGUUCGUUUAUUUUUGUCGUUACGUUCGCUUCACCGGACUGGAUUAAGGGGAUUUAGGAAAGUGUGUAAUUAUUUCUAAUCGAAGAUAUAAUGGUGACCGGAUCCAAAUCCAAACCUUUCAAGGGCCAGCACUUUGCCAAGCUGCGCAGACGAUGUUUGAGCAAGCGGAAGUUGUUUGUGGAUGGGGAAUUCCCACCAACCGGCUCGUCUUUGUUCUUCAGUCGACCCGCACCUGCAGACAUCGUCUGGAAACGGCCAAAGGAUAUUGUAAGCGAUCCAAAAUUUUUCAUCGAUACAGCAAGUGCUGAAGAUUUCUCCCAAGGUAGUCUCGGCAAUUGUUGGUUUGUGGCAUCUUGCGCUUGUAUCGCAGAGGACAGCUUGUUGUGGAAAAAGGUAGUGCCAGACUACAAAUCCCAGGUGUUUUCGCCCGAUUCUAAAUAUGCAGGCAUCUUCCACUUUAAAUUCUGGCGCUGUGGUACCUGGGUGGACGUCGUCAUCGACGAUUACCUGCCCACGAGAAACGGGCGACUGAUUUUUACUCACUCCCAGUCUAGAGAUGAGUUCUGGUCAGCGCUCUUGGAGAAGGCUUAUGCCAAGCUGUUUGGAUGUUACGAGGCAUUGACCGCAGGUAAAGCCAGGGAUGCUAUGGUGGACAUGACAGGUGGGAUAGGGGAGGGGCUGGAGAUAGAGGACUUCAGAAGUGAGCAGUUGAGGGACAGGCUCUUUGAUAUCCUACACAAAGCUAAGGCGAACCUGUCAUUGAUGUGUGCGAACAUACAGGCUCGGACCAGCGCCGAGAUGGAGACCAAGUUGAGCGUGGGGCUGGUCAGAGGCCACGCCUACAGUAUCACAGACGUGAGGAAGAUCCCCUUGAAGGGGACGGGCCUGUUCAGUCUCUUCAACAGGGAGAAGAUCCACAUGAUCCGUCUCAGGAACCCCUGGGGCGGGGUGGAGUGGAAGGGCGCCUGGAGCGACGGAUCUCCUGAGUGGAAGAAAGUCAGCGAAUCGGAAAAGAAAGAACUUGGGCUGACUUUCGACGAGAACGGUGAAUUUUGGAUGUCGUUUGACGACUUUUGUCGCUACUUCACCAACAUCGACAUCUGCCACAUGAUGAACACCUCUUUCUUCACGCUGAAGAGGUCUUGGAACGAGGUGUCGGCCACAGGGGAGUGGCGGAGGGGAAUCAGGGCCGGGGGGUGCGGCAACCACCCCACAUUCCUAGACAACCCCCAGUACCUGCUAGAGGUAUACAGUGACGAGGAAGAAGUGCUGGUGUCCCUUGAACAAGAAGACAGACGGUCGUCCAACUUUCGUACCAGGGGAGAGAACUACACCAUUGGCUUUACAAUCAUCAAGACUGACCUGAACCGAAAGUACAGAAUGCACGACAGAAUGGACAGAGUGCAUGCCGGUCCCUUCGUGCAAGCCCGCAGCAUCCUGUCUCGUCUGCCGCUCCAGAGAGGGCGCUACUGUCUCAUCCCGUCGACCUUUGACCCGGGACUGGAGAGUCAAUACCUGCUGAGGAUGUACAGCCAAGGGACGUUAGGGUUAAGAGAAUUAAAGAAAGAUGUACCCAGCCCGCCACGGUUCUUUAGAAAACCAAAAGUCGCAGCGACCUCUGUCUGUGUACAUGCUGUGGAGGGCUUCAAGAUGGCUGAUGGUCAAACAGGUAUCGAAGCCUACUGUAUCAUCAAGUGUGAGCAUCAGGAGGUCAGAACACCAACCACAGAGACCAUGAGUAAACCAGAGUGGAAAGACAGGAUCACAUUUUACCGACAGAAACCGACAGAAGAUGUUGUAGUGGAGGUGUGGGACCGAAAUAUGCUCAAAGAUUAUCUAAUCGGCACCUUGACAUUACCCAUGUCAAAAGCCAGUGAAUACACCGGUGGUAACAUCAUACGAAGAUAUGAGCUUGUGAAGAGCAACGCUGAAGGUAAAGACGAACAUAGGGGAUACAUCUGGGUCAAAGUCAAACACACGUUCAACCUCAUGGAGGUGUAAAGCUGCCAGAGUUCAUCUCAGCAACUCAUCAAAACACGAUUUAGUUUUUGUACAGAAAGAUCACUAGAACUCGUCUCAGCUACUCAUCAAAACAUGUUUUAGUUUUUGUACAGAAAUAUCACUCAACCAGCCAUGCUUACAAAUAGAAAACUCAACAAGAAUUUUAAACAAGAUCACAAAACUAGCUCUGUAUACAAACAAAAAACACCCAACAUGACAUGUAUGCAAAAAAUAUCAACCAACAAUACCUGUGUACAAAAAAGACCAAUCAACAAGAUCUAUAUAAAAAAGAUCACUUAACAAGACUUGUACUUGUAUACAAAAAAUCCCUAAACAAAACAUGUAUACCAAAAACGAACACAAAAUUUAUCGUAUGACUGCAAACUUACCAAUUGUUGAAUUACAAACGUCAUAUCAAUCCAGGAAGACAAAAAAACAACCAAAGAUCUCGUUUGUUAUAUGUAUCUGCAAUCUACUCUAACCAUAGACAUGUCUUUAUCUUUUAACUAACCACAGAAGCAUUUAUUCGCAAUGUAUUUCUCGCAUUUAUUUUUGUAUUAUAGUUCCAUUAUGUAGGUGCUCAGUAUCGCUGUAAAUAAAAAUCUUAACAUAUACAUAACGAUCUUUACAUUAUAUUUCAUAUUUCGUUAAUCAGUACUCAAGCUUUAAAUCGUUGCAUUAACUAAAAAUAAACUAGAAGAAUGUUGUUCAAUAUGUUAUAUUUAUAGCGGUAGUCCUGACGUUGAAGUGAUGAAGUGGUAACCAAAGACACGUUUCAUUGAAAUAUUUGUGAGCAAACAUGGGUAGUUGUUAAUUUGUAAAAAUGUAAUGGAAUAACUAUUUUAACAUGGGUGUUUGUUAUUAUUGAAAUGUAGCGAGAUAUGAAUGUUAACUUAGGCCGUGUUUCACUAAAAUAAAGUUGUAACUGCAGAAAAAAAAAUCAAUUUUGUUGAUUCUUUAUAUUUCAAGAUAGAAAACAAACGAACAUACUUUGUAUAUGCAACUGUAUUUACUUUGAUCUAACCUACACAAACAUCUACCUGUACUGGAAAAUUAACAGUAACUGCUGCUUAUAUGUCUUUAGUUCCUCUUUAUGCACGGAUUAAUAAACAGAUGUAUAAUACAUGUAUUAAAUAUAUAUUUGAUACCUGGUCG
Messenger RNA from Physella acuta, 3418 nucleotides. RefSeq names its product calpain-5. NCBI's taxonomy places the organism in Eukaryota, Metazoa, Mollusca, Gastropoda, Physidae. Gene Ontology annotation, molecular function: calcium-dependent cysteine-type endopeptidase activity. Gene Ontology annotation, cellular component: cytoplasm. Gene Ontology annotation, biological process: proteolysis. The record is from RefSeq and is a predicted model, not a curated record.